AUGGCGUGUAUGUGGGGAGUGGCGGCCAUCUUUGCCAUCCCAAUGUUGAUAAUCGCCCACGUGGAGACAGCAACAUUUCACCGUGACGGCGCACGUAUCGAAGUCUGUCGAACGCACAUAUUCCUCAUCUGGCACUAUGCCUACGUCAUAUGCAUCUUCUGUGUGUUUUUCGUCAUUCCCUUUUUCGUCAUGCUGUUCAUCUACAGUAGCAUCAUUCACGGCGUUCUCAAAGAGUCGGCACACAUUGAGGAAAACUCGAAUUCAAAGAGCUUCCGUCGAACUUCUCUCCGGAAUCAGAGACAGAUAGUUUGUAUGUUGUUUGUUAUCGUUGUGGUGUUCUUCUUGUGCACUCUGCCGUUACGUAUACUUAUUUUCUGGUUCGCGUUCACGGACGCCAAACAUAUUCAGAAUCUUGGACUGGAGGGAUACCUUAAUCUGAUAUGGUGUGGCCGUGUGUUCCAGUAUCUCAACAGCGCCAUCAACCCAAUUAUAUACAGUGCAUUCUCGUCAAAAUUCCGCUGGGCGUUUAAAUGUAUUCUUGGUUUAAAGAAAAGAGAGGAGUUGUCGUGGUCACGAACAAGUCAAAGGACCUACGCUUCAGCUCACUACAGUUUUAUAAAACAAAGUAAACAACGAGAGCAGAAAGAGCAGUACAUGUAA
Molecule: messenger RNA, 660 nt
Organism: Pecten maximus
Lineage: Eukaryota; Metazoa; Mollusca; Bivalvia; Pectinida; Pectinidae
Product: neuromedin-U receptor 2-like
Exons: 1
Coding region: 1-660 (219 amino acids)
Biological process (GO): G protein-coupled receptor signaling pathway
Cellular component (GO): plasma membrane
Molecular function (GO): G protein-coupled receptor activity
Source: RefSeq, a predicted model, not a curated record